Astyanax mexicanus (Mexican tetra) is the source of this 16802-nucleotide messenger RNA. It is a transcript of the gene csmd2, whose product is annotated as CUB and Sushi multiple domains 2. The transcript is spliced from 71 exons. Lineage: Eukaryota; Metazoa; Chordata; Actinopteri; Characiformes; Acestrorhamphidae. The record is from RefSeq and is a predicted model, not a curated record. Bases 664 to 11571 code for a protein of 3635 amino acids.
AUCACUCCAGUCGUAUGAUUCAUGCGGAGCGCGGCUGAAACACGGAUUACCAUCAGUAGCGAUGCGCGCGUUUCACUGGGAAUAAACCGAACACACACGUACCCGCACGCACACACACUCACGGAGGCGCGAGGGAGUGCGGGAGCGGUGGUCGGCUCGUGCUGCUGCACUCCUCUGAUCUGAUUUUUUCCUCUAGAGCCUUCUCCAGCUUCAUUCCUCCCUCGUCCACAGACGCCGGGCUGGACACGGGGCGCGCGCAUCGUGUAUACGGCUGUUGUCCAAGCGCGCCGCCGCCGCUGCGUUCUUCUUCUCCUUCUUCUUCUUGUUCUUGUUCUUCUUCUUUUGAUCCUCAUUUUUGUGUGUGUUUUUUUUUUCUGCGGAAUUUCGGCGAACCCCGUGGUGCGCGCGAGAUGGUUCAGUCCAGCUGCACGAGCCCGCUGUCGUCGCGCGGGGGUUUCUCUGAGCGGCGCCGCGCACUCACACGUCCCUCCUAAAGAGCGGCGGAUAGCGGGGGCUCGUGGAUAAAACAGCGCAAAAAAGAAGAGAAGAUAAGAAACAGAAAAAGAGGAGAAAUAGAAGGAGGGAGGCAAAAAGAAGAUAUACAACACACGCACGCACGCAAACACAUACACACACACGCACACAUACUGCCUAGCUCCUGCCAUGAGCGCCGCCGCCGCCGCUGUCGACUCGAACCGAACAGGACCGGCGAGGAGGAGCGCGUGUGGAUGCGCGUGCAGCGAGCGGAGGAGAGCGGAGGGCGUCGCGCGGAUGAGGCAACAGCGGUAUAGCUUAAACUGGACCUGGGAUCGAGCUGGGAGCUGGAGAUGGGGCACGAGCACGGCGGGCACGAGCCGGAGCUGGAGGAGCUUCAGCUGGAGCUGGAACUGGAGCCCGCUCCUGCUUUUCUGCACGGGGCUACUGGCCGCAUCGGCGCACGCUCAAAACUGCAGUUACACACUAUACAGUCCAAAUGGGACGAUAGAAAGCCCUGGAUACCCUUAUGGAUACCCAAACUACGCCAACUGCACAUGGGUGAUUGUGGCGCAGGAACACAACCGGAUACAGUUGGUAUUCCAAGGCUUUGCCUUAGAAGAGGAUUUUGACAUACUGUCUGUCUACGAUGGGCAGCCAAGCCCUGGGAACCUACGAACCCGGUUAACGGGCUUCCAGCUUCCUCCACCCAUAGUCAGCACUGGAGCUAGACUAACACUGUGGCUACUGUCAGACUAUGCUGUGAGUGGCCAGGGCUUCAAAGCUGUAUAUGAAGCCCUUCCCAGCUACACCUGUGGUAACCCUGGCCAGCUGCUCAACGGCCUCCAGCAGGGCUCCACCUUUAACAUCGGGGACAAGAUCCGCUACAGCUGCAGCCAGGGCUAUGUGCUGGAAGGCCACACCGUGCUGUCCUGCCUGGCCACGUCGUCCGGCACGGCUGCGUGGGACUUCCCCCUCCCCUACUGCAGAGCGGACGACGGCUGUGGGGGAACGCUGCGGGGUCAAAGCGGCAUCAUCACCAGCCCUAACUACCCGCAGGAGUACAACAAUAAUGCUGACUGCACAUGGACAGUGUUAGCUGAGCCGGGUGACACUAUUGCCCUGGUCUUUACUGACUUCCAGCUGGAGGAGGACUAUGACGUCCUGGAGGUCAGCGGCACCGACGGCUCCUCCCAGUGGUUCACGGGUCCCAACCUCCCAUCUCCCAUCAUUAGCAGUAAGAACUGGCUGCGGCUCCACUUCACCACUGAUGGCAACCACAAGCUCAGGGGCUUCAGUGCGCAGUACCAAGUAAAGAAGAUGACAGAGCUGAAGUCCAGAGGGGUGAAGAUGCUCCCAAGUAAAGACAACCACAGCAAGAUUUCCGUCUUGUCUCAGAUGGGUGUGGCGCAAGGACACAACAUGUGCCUGGACCCUGGAAUCCCAGACAGGGGAAAAAGAAAAGGCUCAGACUUCAGACGCGGUGCCACAGUGCACUUCUCCUGUGAUGAGGGCUACGAGCUCCAGGGCUCCAAGAGCAUCACCUGCAUGCGUGUGACGGACAGCUACGUGGGUUGGAGUGAUGACCGGCCCAUCUGCAGAGCACCGAUGUGUGGUGGUCAGCUUCGUGGACCCAGUGGCAUCAUCACAUCUCCAAACUUUCCAGUCCAGUAUGAUAACAAUGCCAACUGCACCUGGAUCAUCACAACUUCAGACACCAACAAGGUGAUAAAGCUGACCUUUGAAGACUUUGACCUGGAGCGUGGCUAUGACACCUUAACAGUGGGUGACGGAGCUGUAAUCGGGGAUCAGAGGACCGUCUUUCAUGUGCUAUCGGGGACCAGCACUCCAGACCUUGUGGUCAGCACUAGUCAUCAGAUGUGGCUUAAUUUCAAGACAGACGACACCAGUGGUUCCUUGGGAUUUAAGGUCUCCUAUGAGGAAAUCGACCAGGGCGGGUGUGGAGACCCUGGAAUCCCGGCUUACGGCAAGCGAGAAGGCUCAGGCUUCCGGCACGGGGAUAGACUGUAUUUUGAGUGCCUGCCUGCCUUUGAGUUGGUCGGCAAAAAGAACAUCACCUGUCAGAAGAACAACCAGUGGUCAGCCAAGAAGCCCAGCUGUGUGUUUUCCUGCUUCUUCAACUUCACCACUCCAUCUGGAGUUUUGCUGUCGCCCAACUACCCUCAGGAGUACGGCAACAACAUGCACUGUGUGUGGCUAAUCAUCGCUAAACCUGAGAGCCGCAUCAACCUGGCCUUCAACGACCUGAGCAUGGAGAAGCAGUUCGACUUCCUGUCUAUCAAAGAUGGUGGCAAGGCUGAGUCGCCCAUUCUGGGCACCUUCUCUGGUGACGUGUUGCCCUCGCCUAUUACUACAAGUGGCCACGUGGCUCGGCUGGAGUUCCUCACUGACCACACGUACACUGACCGUGGCUUCAACAUCACCUUCACCACCUUUCGGCACAAUGAGUGUCCUGACCCUGGUGUGCCAGUCAAUGGCAAGCGCUUUGGGGAGAGUCUGCAGCUGGGCAGCUCCAUCUCCUUCCUGUGUGAGGAAGGCUUUGUGAAGACCCACGGGUCCCAGACCAUCUCCUGUAUCCUCAAAGAUGGCAACGUGGUGUGGGACAAUGCUGUGCCACGCUGUGAAGCUCCGUGUGGUGGAGACCUGAAAGCCCCCAAUGGCAUCAUCCUGUCCCCAGGCUGGCCUGAGCUCUACAAAGAGGCUCUUAACUGUGAGUGGAUCAUUGAGGCUCCACCUGGAUACCCUAUCAAGAUCAUCUUUGACAAGUUCAGAACGGAGGUGAAUUACGAUGUACUGGAGGUACGGGAUGGGCGCUACCCUUCGUCACCUCUGAUUGGUAGUUACCAAGGAACCCAAGUGCCCCAGUUCCUCAUUAGCACCUCCAACUUCCUGUACCUUCUCUUCUCCACCGACAAGAGCCAUUCAGACAUCGGCUUCCGCAUCAGAUAUGAAACCCUGCAGCUGCAGUCUGACCACUGUGUUGACCCUGGGAUCCCGGUGAAUGGGCAACGGCAUGGCAACGAUUUCUACGUGGGAGCGCUGGUGACGUUUAGCUGCGAGGCCGGCUACACGCUCAGUGACCCUGAGCCUCUGGAAUGUGAGCCGAACUUCCAGUGGAAUCGGCCCCUCCCCAGCUGCGAUGCCCUCUGUGGUGGGUUUAUUCAGGGAAACUCUGGCACCAUUCUGUCGCCCGGCUUUCCAGACUUUUACCCCCACAACCUGAACUGCACCUGGAUGAUUGAGACCUCGCAUGGCAAAGGUGUUCAGUUCACCUUCCACACCUUUCAUCUGGAAAGUCCUCAUGACCAUCUCCUGGUGACAGAGAACGGUAGUUUCUCUCAGCCUCUGUGGAGACUGACCGGCUCUAUCCUGCCCCCUCCUCUCAGUGCUGGUCUGUUUGGGAAUUACACUGCUCAGAUCCGCUUCCUCUCCGACUUCUCCGUCUCUUAUGAAGGCUUCAACAUCACCUUUUCAGAGUAUGAUCUAGAGCCAUGCGAGGAUCCUGGUGUCCCCCCUUUUAGCACCCGUAAGGGUCUACAGUUUGGGGUGGGGGACGCGCUCAUCUUCUCCUGCUUCCCUGGGUACCGGUUGGAGGGGCCUGCGAGGGUGGUGUGUUUAGGGGGGCGGCGGCGGGUCUGGAGUUCCCCUCUGCCAAGGUGUGUUGCUGAAUGUGGUUCCUCUGUGACGGGCAAACAAGGAGUCCUCCUCUCUCCAAACUACCCCGGAUACUAUGGCAACAAUCACGAGUGCAUCUACUCCAUCCAGACCCAGCCUGGCAAGGGCAUCCAGCUCCGGGCUCGAGACUUCCGCCUGGAGGACGAUGACAUGCUGAUGGUGUACGACGGCAGCAGUAACCGUGCCCGUCUGCUGGGCGUCUUCAGCAGCUCAGAGCUGAUGGAGGUGACUCUGAACAGCACGUCCAGCACCAUGUUCAUGGAGUUUAUCAGUAACAGUGAAAACACCAGCAAAGGCUUUGAGCUUCACUUCACCAGUUUUGAGCUGGUGAAGUGUGAGGAUCCGGGCGUGCCUCAGUUUGGUUAUAAGCGUGAGGAUAAGGGACACUUUGCAGGGAGCACCGUGUCCUACAACUGUGACCCGGGAUACACUCUGAAGGGCACGGAGGUGCUGACGUGUCUCAGAGGGGAGCGGAGGGCAUGGGACAGCCCCCUCCCUCAGUGCGUGGCGGAAUGCGGUGGGAUGAUUAAGGAUGAUCCAUCGGGUCGCAUCCUGUCUCCUGGUUACCCUGCACCCUACGAGCACAACCUGCACUGUGUGUGGACUAUUGAGGCUGCUCCUGGAAGCACCAUUGGGCUGCACUUCCUGGUGUUCCACACAGAGGAGGUGCAUGAUGUGUUGAGAAUCUGGGAUGGACCUCAGGAUGGUGGGGUGUUGCUAAGGGAGCUGAGCGGCUCCACUUUGCCCCCGGACCUCCACAGCACCUUCAACACCAUCAGCCUGCAAUUUACCACAGACUUCUUCACUAGCAAGCAGGGCUUUGCUUUACAGUUCUCAGUCUCCACGGCUACGUCCUGCAAUGACCCUGGUAUGCCAACGAACGGCACUCGCAGUGGAGACAGCAGAGAGCCAGGAGACCACGUGAUCUUCCAGUGUGAUCCUGGUUAUGUCCUUCAGGGGGCAACAAAGAUCACCUGCACAGAGAUCAACAACCGCUUUUUCUGGCAGCCUGAUCCACCUACCUGCUCAGCUCCAUGCGGUGGGAAUUUGACUGGUCCAAGCGGUCUAAUUCUGUCUCCUGAGUACCCGGAGCCCUAUCCUCACGGUAGAGAGUGUGAUUGGACAGUCAGUGUGACCCCGGACUAUAUAAUUUCCCUCUCUUUCAAUCACUUCAGUCUGGAGCCCAGCUACGACUUUCUACACAUCUAUGAUGGGCCUGACUCCCUCAGCCCGCUGUUGGGCAGCUUCUACGGUACUGACGUCCCGGAACGUAUCGAGAGCAGCUCCAACACGCUGUUCCUGGCCUUUCGCAGCGACGCCUCACUAAGCAGCAAUGGCUUUGUCCUGCAGUACACAGAAAACCCCAGAGAGUCGUGCUUCGAGCCGGGCCUCGUCCGCAACGGAACUCGCAUUGGCACAGAGUUGAAGCUGGGAGCUACAGUCACCUACUACUGUGAUAACGGCUACACUCUGGAGGGAGAUGCCACUCUCACCUGCAUUAUGGGGUCAGACAGCAAGCCCAGCUGGAACAGACCCAAGCCUGUGUGCAUAGCCCUGUGUGGAGGUCAGUACUCUGGGCUGGAGGGAGUAGUGCUCUCCCCUGGCUAUCCUGGAAACUACAGCAGUGGGAGGACAUGUCUCUACUCAGUCACAGUGCCGAAGGAUUACGUGGUCUUCAGCCAGUUUGCCUUCUUCCAGACGGCUCUGAAUGAUGUGGUGGAGGUGUACGACGGUCCUACACAGCAUUCUCGUGUCUUAAGCUCACUUUCGGGGGCUCAUUCAGGUGAGUCCCUUCCACUGGCAACCUCCAACCAGAUCCUGAUCCGCUUCACCUCCAAAGGACAGUCCUCCUCCAGAGGCUUUCACCUGGUCUACCAAGCUGUCCCAAGAACCAGCGCAACUCAGUGCAGCUCAGUCCCGGAGCCCAGGCAUGGCAGACGCACAGGAAACAACUUUGCUGUGGGAGCUGUGGUGCGAUUCGAGUGUAACGCAGGAUACGUGCUGGAAGGCCCGAGCGCCAUCGAAUGCCUGACUGUUCCCAAUGCCCUGGCCCAAUGGAACAGCACCAUCCCCAGUUGCAUCGUACCAUGUGGGGGGAAUCUGACUCAGCGCACCGGUACCAUCCUGUCUCCCGGGUACCCUGAACCCUACCUGAACAGCCUGAGCUGCGUGUGGAAAAUCACGGUGCCAGAAGGAUCAGGAAUACAGAUCCAGGUGAUCAGCUUUGUGACUGAGCAGAACUGGGACUCUCUGGAGGUGUUUGAUGGGGGCGACAAUACGGACACCAUGCUGGGCAGCUUCUCAGGUACCUCUGUCCCAGCGCUCCUGAACAGCACCUCCAACCAGCUCUACCUGCACUUCUUCUCUGAUAUAAGUGUGUCUGCUGCUGGCUUCAGACUGGAGUACAAGACGGUGUCCCUCACCAGUUGUCCGGAGCCGGUUAUACCUAUGAAUGGGUUCAAAGUGGGCGAGCGUUUACAGAUGAACAAUGUGGUGUCCUUCCAGUGUGAUCCUGGCUACACUCUACAGGGUGUGUCGCACAUCACCUGCAUGCCGGGAACUGUGCGGCGCUGGAACUACCCUCCUCCGCUCUGCAUUGCACAGUGUGGGGGGAUCAGAGAGGAGAUGGAAGGAACCAUCCUCAGCCCUGGUUUCCCGGGAAACUACCCUAGCAACGGCGACUGCACCUGGAGGAUCUACCUCCCAGUUGGCUACGGAGCCCACAUCCAGUUCCUCAAUUUCUCAACCGAGGCCAACCACGACUUCCUGGAGAUCAGGAAUGGCCCUUUCGACACCAGCACUGUGAUCGGCAGAUAUAGCGGACAGGACGUGCCGGCGUCCCUUCUGACCACAUCCCAUGAAACCACUGUGUAUUUCCACAGUGACCACUCUCAGAACAAACCGGGCUUCAGGUUUGAUUACCAAGCCUAUGAGCUUCAAGAGUGUCCGGACCCCGAGCCCUUUCGCCAUGGUGUGGUGGUAGGCGCUGGAUACAAUGUCGGACAGUCCAUCUCCUUUGAGUGUAACCCAGGGUACCAGCUCAUGGGGCAAUCAAUACUCACCUGCCAGCACGGCACAACCCGCAACUGGGAUCAUCCGUUUCCUCGCUGUGAAGUACCCUGCGGAGGGAACAUCACAUCAGACAACGGAACCAUCUUCUCUCCAGGUUACCCAGAAGACUACCCCAACUCUGUGGACUGCACAUGGCUGAUCACUGUGGCCCCUGGCUUGGGAGUGCGUCUGAAUUUCACACUGAUGCAGAUCCAUGGGCCUCAUGACUUCAUCACUGUGUGGGAUGGGCCUCAAGAGACUGUGCGCAAGCUGGGAGUUUUCACUGAAGGCGAACCCAACGAGCCGCCCAGCAGCACCUCCAAUCAGAUCCUCAUCCGUUUUCGCAGCAACUCUGAAAAAGGUGGACUAUUCAAGAUCAACUACCAAGCCUACAGACUCCAGUUCUGCCUGCCCCCUCCCAUCAUCCCUAAUGCAGAAAUUCUGAUGGCCAGCAAAGAGUUCAAAAUAGGUGAUAUAGUACGCUACAGGUGUUUGUCGGGGUACCACAUGAGCGGCAACAACAUUCUAACCUGCCGGUUGGGCACACACCUGGAAUUUGAAGGACCACCACCGUCUUGUGACGUGACCUGUCCCAUGAAUGAAGUACUAACAGCCUCUACUGGGGUCAUUCUGAGCCAGUCUCCGGGCAGUGGCUUCCCCCACUUUGAGUCGUGCUCCUGGGUGGUGAAGGUGGAGCCAGGCUACAACAUCACCUUUACCAUCGAGCACUUCCAGACCAGCCGGCAGUUUGAUGAGCUGGAAAUCUUUGAUGGUCCAUCCAGACAGAGUCCUCUGCUCAUCACCCUCAGUGGCAACUACUCGUCCCCCCUCAGCAUCACCAGCUCCUCCAAUAAAGUCUACCUGCACUGGUCCUUUGACCACACCUCCAGCCACAAGGGUUUCCGGAUCCGCUACUCAGCGGCGUACUGCAGCCCCCCUAACCCUCCGGUGAAUGGCUCAGUGCACAGCCAGACAGGCACAAAGCUGGGCAGUACCUUGCGCUUCAGCUGUGACCAAGGAUUCCGCCUGAUUGGACAGAGCAGUGCCACCUGCACUCGUUCCCCGCAGGGCAUCUACCAAUGGAAUGCUCCGGUGCCCCUGUGCCAAGUGGUGUCGUGUGGGAUGCCCAUUGCUCCAGUAAACGGGAGUGUUGUUGGGCAGGAUUUCACUCUUGGCUCAAGAGUCACAUUCAGAUGUAACCCUGGAUUCCGGUUGGCCAACACAGUGCCAUUGUCAACAGUUUGUCAAGAGUCAGGAAGGUGGACUCCCGUAGAAACCCCGCCCCGCUGCAUACCUGUCACCUGCCCUGACAUAGGCCACUCAGCGGUGGAACAUGGGAGAUGGAGGCUUAUUUAUGGCAUGCAAAAUCAGUACGAGGCCAUGAUGAUGCUCACCUGUGAUCCUGGCUACUUCUAUAAAGGUCAGAGGGUCAUCCGUUGCCAGGCCAGCAGCGCCUGGGAUUACCCUGAGCCAAGACCUGCCUGUGAAAUUAUCUCCUGUGGGGACCUUGGCACUCCUCCCAAUGGAAAUAAGAUCGGUACUCUCACGGUGUACGGAGCCACGGCCAUUUUCUCCUGCAAUACGGGCUACACUCUGGUGGGCACCAGGGUGAGGGAGUGCAUGUCCAAUGGUUUGUGGAGUGGAUCUGAAGUCCAGUGUCUCGCUGGUCACUGCGGCUCUCCUGACCCCAUCGUGAACGGUCAGAUCAUUGGAGAGAAUUAUAACUACAGGGGGAGUGUGGUGUACCAGUGCAACCCUGGCUUCAGGCUGAUCGGGGUAUCAGUUCGCAUAUGUGAGCAGGACCACCGCUGGUCUGGAAAGGCUCCUGUUUGUGUCCCUAUUACAUGUGGACAUCCAGGCAACCCUGCCAAUGGUGUUACCCAUGGAAAUCAGUUCAACCUUAACGACGUUGUGCGCUUUGCCUGCAAUACCGGCUACGUCCUACAGGGAGCUGUCAAGUCUCAUUGCCAGCCCAAUGGCCAAUGGAGCAAUGCCCUGCCCAGAUGUAAAAUUGUGAACUGCACAGAGCCGGGUCAUGUGGAGAACAGUGUCAGACAGGUCCUGUCCAGCGGACCCCAUCGCUACAGCUUCCAGACCACUGUCUCCUACACAUGUAAUCCAGGAUACUACCUCCUGGGCACCAGCAUUCUGACAUGCCAGGGAGACGGCACCUGGGACCGCUCCCUCCCAAAAUGCCUCUUGGUGCUGUGUGAUCAUCCCAGUAUGCCUCCGUAUGCUCAGAUCUCGGGGGACAGGCGCACAGUGGGCUCAGUCAUCCGUUACAGCUGCAUGGGCCAGCGUUCCAUCGUGGGCAACACCACCCGCAUGUGCCAGCUGGAUGGCCAGUGGAGCGGCUCCCCACCACACUGCACUGGUGAUUCUUCAGGUAGGUGUGGUGACCCUGGUAUACCGGUUCAUGGGAUUCGACUGGGUGAAGAGUUCUCCUCGGGCAGUGUGGUUCGCUUCAGCUGUGAGCCGGGCUACGUGCUGCGGGGGUCCUCAGAGCGCACCUGCCUGCCUAACGGCACCUGGCAGGGCACGCAGCCCGAGUGUCAGGUGGUCUCUUGUGGCAAUCCUGGCACCCCACGGAAUGCUCAGAUCCAGUUCCACGAUGGCCUGGUCUUCUCCCGCUCUAUUACAUAUGCGUGCAGGGAGGGCUAUUACUCCACCGGCCUGCUCACUCGCCACUGCACCGUCAAUGGAACCUGGACUGGAGACAUGCCUGAGUGCACAGUUAUUAACUGUGGAGACCCAGGGGUGCCUGCAAACGGACUCAGACUGGGCAGUGACUUCACCUAUAGUCGCUCUGUCAGCUUUCAGUGUUCUCCAGGCUUCACCAUGGAUGCAGACCGAGCAUCAACUCUCAUCUGCACAAAGGACCGCACCUGGAACAGCACCAAACCUGUGUGCAAAGCUAUUGUGUGUGGAGCACCACCCAGUAUCCCUAAUGGCCAGGUGAUGGGAACAGACUUCCAGUGGGGCUCCAGCAUCAGCUACACCUGUAACCAGGGCUACCAACUCUCUCUGCCAACCAUUCUCACCUGCCAGGGCUCUGGCAACUGGAGCGGUGAAAAGCCACAGUGCUUCCCUGUGUUCUGUGGAGAGCCAGGGAUUCCAGCCCAGGGCCGACGUGAGGACCGAGGCUUCACUUACCUCUCCUCCGUCUCCUUCUCCUGCUUUCCACCGCUUGUUCUGGUCGGCUCCACGCGAAGAUACUGCCAGUAUGAUGGAACCUGGAGUGGGACACAGCCAUCUUGUAUAGAUCCCAGUCACACCAGCUGCGUGGAUCCUGGCACCCCGCUAUUUGGCUAUCAGAACAACACUCAAGGCUACCAGAUUGGCAGUACAGUGUUUUAUAGCUGCAGAAAGGGCUACCUGCUCCUUGGCUCCAUCUCUCGUACCUGCCUGCCCAAUCUCACUUGGAGUGGCAUGCAGCCAGAGUGCAUCGCUCAUCACUGUAGUCAGCCUGAGCUCCCAGCGCAGGCAGAUGCCAGAGCCAUAGAGCUGCCGUCUCUGGGCUACACACUCAUCUACACCUGUCAGCCUGGCUUCUACCUGGCAGGAGGCUCUGAACACCGCACCUGCAGAGCGGAUGGCAGCUGGACCGGGAAGCCACCACUAUGUGCAGCUGAUAACAGACCAAGCGGAAAAACUGUUGGAACAGUGCAAGAACCCCCCAACACUAAACUCCAGGUGCCUAGUGGAGUGUUUGCAAAGAAUUCUCUGUGGAGGGGAUCGUACGAGUACCUGGGGAAGAAGCAGCCAGCCAUGCUGAGCAUAACUGCUUUUGAACCGUUCAGCAACCGGGUCAAUGGCACCCUCAUGGACCACAGUGGAGUGCAACUCAAUCUGGCUGGUACCUAUAAAAGAGAGGAGGCCCAUCUGUUGCUGCAGGUCCAUCAGAUCCGAGGACCAGUGGAGAUCUUCGUCAACAAGUUUAAAAUCGACAACUGGGCACUGGAUGGACAUGUGUCGUAUAUGCCUUCAUCCAACUCCUUCGUGUACCAAGGAUUCGUCAGAGGAAAAGGAUUCGGCCAGUUUGGGCUUCAGAGGCUUGAGGGUCUGGACCCGAACGGGGAGAAUCCAGGCUACAACUUUGCUUCUAACAGCAGUUCAGUGGCAGCAGCCAUUUUAGUGCCUUUUAUAGCCAUGAUUAUAGCAGGAUUCGCCCUGUAUCUCUAUAAACACAGAAAAAGACCCAAAGUACCCUUCAACGGCUACGCAGGCCAUGAGAACACUAAUGGAAGAGCAACCUUUGAAAACCCCAUGUAUGACCGUAACAUCCAGCCCACAGACAUCAUGGCAAAUGAAUCUGAGUUCACGGUCAGCACAGUCUGCACAGCCGUAUAGCCACCGCUUUCUCCACAGGUUGAGGACGAGUUUGUUCCCCCGCCCACACGAGUGGCCCAACAGGCAGGAACGGGCUGCGUGGGUGGGCUGGAAGUGAAGAAUGGAAGCUUAUUUUCAUUUUUAACAGAUUCUAAUUAUAGCGAAAAGAGAUCACUCCCUGAUGAUGAAGCAGGAAACUAAACAAAACAAAACAAAAAAAAAUCUCAACAGGAAAACACACAAGCGUUCCUCGGAGACGACCAGUGCAGCUUUCUGCUUUCCGAAAACUCUACCUGUUUUUACAUGCGUCUGCAGUUUCUCUGUUUUUUUUCGUCAUUUUUUCCGGGGAGAGCUUCCUGUGGAACUCUGGCAUGGCAGAGGGGACGACUGUGACACUCGAUUCUGUCGCUUGCCAAACAACAAAAAAAAAGGAGAGAAAGUGAAAUGAAAUGGAGAGUGGGCUAUUUUCAUACUGGGCUUUUGGUAGCGAAGGGCCUGCUGGUGCUGUACUAUUUUUUUCCUUUAUGUCUGGAUGAACAGGGAUCUGUGGAGAGGCUGAAAUGCUGGAAUGAUUGGAACUAACUAGUGAGAGCAGAGGAACUUCUGGACAGUUAGAGCUCUGUUUCUUUCACUUUUCGAAUGUUUUUUUUUUCUUUCUUUUUUUCCCUCUCUGUGGAGUGCAUUUUGCCUGUUUUUUUUUUCUUCCUUUUUUUCACGUCUCGUUGCACAUUGAAGCUGUAUGAUUACAGAUAAGCGCAGACUUUGUUCACAUUACUGGGCUUCUCUGGUUGACAGUUUCACUAUCAAUUCCUCUGAAAUUUCCACCUGAAGCCACAGAGCGUGAAUUGAAGGAGAAUGAGAUUUGGAGGCUUAUUAGAAGACAAGGGUUCUAUCAUUAGCACCUCUCUCUGCUCGUUCCAGCCCGGAGCAUGGAGCGUUCUCUCUGCAGCAUUUCUCCACCCCAGCUGGCUGAGAUUGGAGAGCCAGUACAUGCCCCUGAGGAGAGCGCUGGGAAAGAAUAUGAAAGCAAACGGGCGAAGGUUAUUUGUGCGUGUGUGUGGGGGGGAGAGCUGGCAAGGCUGACUUUAGGCGAUUUAUCUUCUUUGAAUUCUGUUAGUUUUUUUGCUUCUGUGAGAAAGUGUGUGUGUGUGUGUGUGUGUGUGUGCUGGUCCAGCAUUUUACAGGAGGAAAUGUAAUGCACAUUCAGGUCUUGGAUGGCAUCUGCAUUCCUCCGUGUGGGCCAUCUGAACGGCGCCGUCUCCCUCCCACCCCUCAUUAGUCUGCAGUGGAUGUCCUGAGAGCCGUUCACUGAUAUUUAAAAAGGCAGCCGGCGGUAAUGGAGUGUUCUGGGUGCUGCGGCCUGAGGGUCUACAGAGAUGGUGCUCAGAAGCACUAUUACUUAGCUGUGAAUUCUCCAGGGGGUUGUGGGCAGGGUUGACGAUGUCUAUCUGCUGUUUUAAUCACUUUACCUUUCUUUGUGGAAAGGUUGUCAAUGACACUUUCUUCAGUUUUUUACUUAAACUAAACAAAACAACAGCAACUGCAAACACAACAUAAACAACAAUACCUGGCAACAUACAAAACACGUAGCCUGUUAACAUCUGGUCGUAUCUUUAAGCCUUGCAUUCUAGCAAAGCUGAAUCGACAUGGUGCAAAUUCUUUUAAAUCAGCCCUUUGUGUUAGUUUUAGUUCUAGAUGUCAAGGCAAGAGAACACGAUGAAAUGAAAUGGUCCUGGAAUUUAAUUUACAUUCAUUUAUAGCUUGAGCACUCUAACCAAACCUCAAAAAAUAAGACAAAGUUCUUGAUAUAAAGCUGUUUAUUAGUUCAUUUCUCUCUCUCACUAAUUUUAAUGUGUUAAUUAAGAACAGUGAUUAAGUGAUAGCAAGGCUGAAGAUCAGUCUCACUUACGGCUAUUUAUUCUCCUGCCCUGAACUGUACAGGAAUAACUCCUCUGAGAACUCUGAAAACAUGAGACAAAGGACACAUUCAGUGAAGCUAAAAAGUUGUUGGAGGGCUACUGUAGUUUUUGUAAUAGAUUGUUCCAAAUAUACUUGGUGGUCAUGGAGACCUAUGUCAGCAACCCUCGCAGACAGUGUGCCUCCACUUUAGGUAUUAUCAUAUCUGUCUUUCAUAUUAAGCUCAUCUCAUGUUCUCAUAUAUCAGGAGGGAACCAUCAUCCAGAAGAUAAUUGCCUACAAAAGAGAGAAGAUGAGCGUAAUCCUCAGACAGAUGCUGCUCUCUUUGUGUACGUUCUCUUUCCCUUCUUUUUCUUAAGUCUAGUGGUCCAGCUCUGAAAAUCAAUUCAGCAUGGUACAGUCCUUGAGUACACUCAUGUGGUGGUCCCCUUCUGUCACAUGGAUUUGCCUAUUUUUGGCUUUGUCUAGCCUUUUUACUUCCAAGCCCUCAAUUAUCUAGUGCCUACCAUCAUUGGCGUGCAUUUCCAAUGAGCGUUUAUAAAUCCCUGACAUUAUUUGCUUCGGCUUCGGAAAGGAAUCGCUGUAUUGUUGCUUCGGCCUGUUUCUCCUCUCUUCUGGUAAUUGCUUUUACAAUUUUAUUACUUUUUUUUAAAUCUGUAGCUUAUCUCUGCUAUGUGAAUAUAAUAUAGCCCAGUGCUUGUUUCAAUUGUGAGCUGAUGGAAAAAGCAAAGAUGGUAUUUCCCCUGUGAUUUCACAGGCAAAACGGUUGGCAGGCACAUUAUCUUAAACCUAUUGGCAUUCACUUCACAUUGUGGAAUAUGAUGGUGUUUUUUCUUUUUUCAUCCCUUUUUUUUCCUUCACAUAAUUUCAUUUCAAAUUGCUUUAUCACACUGGAUGGCAUCUCCACUCACUUAUACGCUAUUUCCCACACAUCAUAUGUCAGUUAUGACUGUAUCCCCAGCAAUUCAUUUCCAAUAGUAAAAUGCAGGCGCUUUUCUGAUAUACAUCCAAUGACUGUUUUACAGAAGCAGAGAAGAGGACAAAAGGGGGCAUAGGAUGUAUGGCCUGGCUUAUCGUUUAGGCGUUAGGAUUGGAAUUAAAUUGCUCUGAUGAAAUCCCAUGAAGACACUUUCAAUCUAUUAUUUAUGAGUUUCUCAAAGCAACUCCAGCUAGAAGGGAUUUGUUUUUGAAACAGGGAUUCCCUUUUCUUCUUUUUCUUCUUGUACUGUUACAAUUGUGUCUCCUAUUUCAAAGUUACGAAGUUUAGAAUAUUUUAGGCAACCUCUGGUGUUUCCUGAGGUCUUGUCUACCUGUUGUUCCAGUGUUUUGGUACCACUCUCUCUCUCUCUGUCUCAGAGAUGAUAUGGUUAUAUUCAGAAGUCUGGUCUGGUCUGGUCUUUCCCCAAGUCCCUGUUUACUUACCAUUGUGAUACUGUACAUUGCUGUAUUAAAAAAAGCCGACAACAACUGUCAACUGCCAGGGGAGAAUUUCAAAGUCACUGGUUCUUGCUCUGCUGUGUUUGGCUGAGAGUUAAGCCUUUGUGUUAUUCUUAGCCCAAGAGAAAAACACAUGACUGAGGAGAAAAGGAGAAAGAGAGAGAAAAAAAGAGAGAGCAAGCAAACAGAGCCUGUUUUUUUCCAAUUCAAAAACCUCUGAAUUAAUUUACAGUAGAUCCAUGUGUUGGCGGAGCUCCAGGCAAUCUGUUGCUCAUUAGAAUUCUUCCAAAAAGUAAGCAUCUGCUUUACUCCUCUGGACUUCAAGUAGGAUAGCUGCAAUUAUUAGUCUGUUCCUUCUUACUAGUAACAGAGACUGGUUUCUAGUUUUAUAGCAUUUUUCUACUAAUAGAAAUGGUGUAAGAAGUUGUAUAGUGUCUUUGGCCAAAGUUAAAAAGUGGUCAAUGAUGUCACUAUGGAGAACAUGGCAUUUUGGACAUUUUUCAGCAGCAAUGAGAGAGGCUGAUUUCAUGUCCAUGUCCAUCUUUAUCAUCACCUCCUUCUUCCCUUUCUCUCCUGGGAAGUUCUGCAUGUUCUGAUUACCCCAAUGAUCCCAUUUACUUGAGGCCAAGCAUCAGACCCCAAAAAUGUACGCAUGUUUCCCAGGCUACUUCUGCUGGUAAUCUGGCAUCUUAUAACCAUUCAUCAGCUCCAGUUGUAUCUAGAAUGGCAUCAUAUACUCAUUCUUAUGUCCAUCUUUCAACUUUACUACAUAAAGAUGACAUGUCUCAAGCCUUAUUUGAACAAAGAACGUAUGACAAGACAAGAAGUAGCAUUCAGAUGGAGAUGCCCCCAUUACAUUGAAUGUAUCUCAGCUCUAUCAAUUGCCUGUAAAGUAGCCAAGUACCUUUACCGUCAUAUUUCCCACAUUACUUCACUCAUAAUUGCUACAAAUACGUAUUCAGAGUCUCAGUAACAAGAAAUGAAUAAUCACCUUGAGUCAAUCUCAGAAUGUCCCCAGAGAAACAGAUGUUUAUCCAUAUUAUUAAAUAUAUUUUGAAUUGUACAUAUCCUAUAUUGAUAUAGUUCUUAUCCCCAGAGUAUGUAUUCUAAUAAAACUCCAAAAAAAAUAAACUUUGGACAAAAUAAUCAAAAUCUAUGUUGAGACGUUCAGUAUGCACUUUUUCAAAAACCCUGCUUUUCCUCCUGUUUUAACUGUUCUUUUUGGGAAAAAUAACGAGCAAGCAAACAAAUAAACAACCCAUGCAUUCCUCUCUGCUCAGCGAGAGAGAAGUGCCCAACCUUGAGUGACUUUUACAGGACUGCUCUGCCUAGCCAAAGCCUCAAGGAACACAGUCAGACUGCAGUUAUAUGCUCUUUGACCAAAAGGGGUUUUGAUGUUGUUGUUGUUGUUGUUGAAACGCAAGUGUAUAAAUGUGAGAGGACCUGAAUGGACUGGCUGGGUGUGAAGUUCACAAGAAGAAAGGAGAACAAACAAACGAAAACAAAAAAAAAAAGAACAAAAAAAAUUUUGUACAGAGAUAUAUUUUUAUGGAAAUACAUUUGUAAUAUAAAAAAGAGAAAAUGGAUUGACAGAUCUGUAAAUGUUUUUCAUUAUUGUAGUACAAAUGCUAGUGGGGAAUAUAAAAAAAAUCUAUCUCUCUAUAUAUAUAUAUACAAAGAGGAAAAUAGAAACAAAGCUUUUUUUGUAAAUGUAAAAAAGAUUGUAUAUACAAGUUUACAUAUUGUACAUAUGUAAUACCCGACAUGGCUUGUCUGCAGUAUAUAAAAUGUAUUUUAUCCGUCUGUAUAUGAUGCUUUGCAUUGUGUUUAAGCUUAUUCUACUUUCUUGAACUUGAAACCUAUUUUGAAGUUUUUAAAUAAAAAAAUAAAAACAUGUA